AUGGAAUCUGACAAAUUAAGUGAAUUAAAUAGGCAAAUCAAUGAGAUUAAGAAACGAAUUCUAUUAGCCGAGGGUCAAAAGACAGCCAAUGCAGCGGAAUGGCAGAAGCAAAAUCGCAUUAACUGCGACUCCAUUGGAUCCUUAAAGAAGGACAUCAAGGAACUUACGGUAAAGGUAAGUCGGCUGCGCAAUCCGCUCCAACGUCCUGUAGUCAUCAAGGAGCCCAGCACUGAGCCGCGCAAGAAACAGGGUGCCACACCCACCAUAAUCGUAGGCAAGGCCACAUAUCCCAUUGGAGCCAAGAACGCCGAAGAUGCCAUUUUCUUGACUGAUCUGAAGCUGACAGAGAGUCGCAAGCAAAUGGACCUGGUUCGUCAUCGGUUCAAGUCACGGCAGCAACACUUUACCAGGCUUGUUGAGCGAUAUCGCGAGCUAUUGGCCAACAAGGAGGCGCAGAACCAAAACUUGGGAGAGAAACCACCUGAGACACUCGAAGAGGAUUCAAAUCGUAAGCUUGUCUGUCAGUUGGAGAACGAGAUACACCGUACCAAUGUUCAGUGGAUGGAGGCCGAGCACAUUCGUAAAAAGUAUCGAUCCAUCGAGGCUUCCCUCAUGACGGAUGCAGAGCGUUUUGAGCGAAGUCUGCGUGAGUUGGAGCAGUCAUUAAAUGAGCAGAAGACGGAGAUUGAGAGACUGCAGCAGGUGCAUGACGAGGCGAUUGAAAUGCGCGAUGCGGCAAAGGUGAUUCUGCAACGACAGGAGCAACAAGCUAAUUUGUCUCAGAAGACACGUGAACGUCAGGCAUUGGACUUUAGGAAGCAGGUGGAGGCGCGAAAGUUGGAGCUGGAGCGCAUUGGACGAAAGCUGUUCGCCGAGACCAAGACAUUGGUCCAUCAAGACAGCGUGGGUUCCAGUUCGGGGGAUCAGCACACCGCCAAGACAGAGAAUGGAGAGGAGGAGCCAGUGUCGCAGCUAGAAAGCGUUACGAGCGACAUGGAGUCCCUCUUCAAACAGCUAAUGGAAGCAUCUGGUGCCACCUCUCCCUACGAGGUCUUCGAGCGCUUUAGCGCCCAAAAAGAGUCGGCUGCUCGACUCACAUAUCUGCGAAAAGCCGCCGAAGCCGAGAAGGCUAAUCUGGAGGCAGAACGCGAGGCGCUCACCAGCGAACUAGAGGCAUCCAAGUUCUCAGACGUGAAGGAAAGUGAAGUGAACCAGGAGGUCAUUGAACAGAUCAAGACUAAUAUUGCUGUAAUGGAGCAGGAUCGCAAGAAAGAUACUGACGCAGCCGACAAGUCCAUGUGUGUACUCAAGUACCUCAAAGAGCGCAUUUGCGAGAUGAUCUUCAAGGUACAGGAGGUGGACGAGAGCAACAUCGAUAUGCGAGAGCGUAAAAUACACAUCAGCGUUGCUGAGCUUCCCAACUUUCUAACACAUACAGCCCAGGACGAGGACUUGAUUGAGAUACUCAAGUUGAAAAUCAAGCGAUGCCAGGAGCUGAGCAAACCCGAGGACGUACCGCCACUUGAGAUUCCGAAACUUGAUCUAGAGGACGACGAGGACGACGUCUACCAAUUGGAGCCCCCCAAGUCGCCAUCAGUACUCGAGGGCGAGAAACCGCAGCCCAUGCCCUUGUGCUACUACAAUCUAUUCGCUGGUCGAGCACAGCGGGCGGCAGGCACUUCGUCAUCCUCGCCUGAACAGGCUCCGGCAGUGGUGGCAACAGCAGACGACGAGAACGAGGUGCCUUCUCGAAACUACCUCAAACGCCAAUCCGUCCUCAUUGUGGACUCGAAGUCACGGCGAAAACCAUUCAGACCGCCACCUGGCGGCAGGCGCAAGUAGUUUGAUAGACAUAC
Drosophila innubila is the source of this 1856-nucleotide messenger RNA. RefSeq names its product early endosome antigen 1 (gene CCDC151). Bases 1 to 1842 code for a protein of 613 amino acids. Lineage: Eukaryota; Metazoa; Arthropoda; Insecta; Diptera; Drosophilidae. The transcript is spliced from 5 exons. Gene Ontology annotation, biological process: outer dynein arm assembly; cilium movement. The record is from RefSeq and is a predicted model, not a curated record. Gene Ontology annotation, cellular component: cilium.